GAGCGGCGGCGCCCCGAGGGGGCCGUCAGAGCGGGAGCGACCAGCGCCGAGGCGAUAUUUUCUUCCCCUUUUACACCGCUGGCUUUUCUUCAGUGAUUUUUGUUUGUUUGUUUGUUUUUGUGUUUUGGGUGUUUUUUUUGUUUUUUUUUUUUCUACCUUUAUUUAUUCAGGGUGGUUGUUUUCCCCGGCGUUUUAUAGCUCAGGGUUUUAUUCCCCUUGCGAGAAGCAGCAGCAGCGGAGAGGAGCGUCUCCCCGUUCCGAGGCUUCGGGAGGACACCUCGCGUUCAGGCUCCCGCGGAGAAGGCGCGGCCAGCCCCGCCGCCAAGGACAAAAGAGCGGGUCCGCCGAGCCCCCGGCUUCCUCCUCCUCCUCCUCCUCCUCGUCGACACCAUGAGCAGCGCCGAGAUGGGCAAGUUCAACAUCUCCCCCGACGAGGACAGCAGCAGCUACAGCUCCAACAGCAACGACUUCAGCUACCCCUACCCCACCAAGCCGGCUGCCAUGAAGAGCCACUAUGCGGAUAUCGAUCCAGAAAACCAAAAUUUCUUGCUCGACUCCAAUCUUGGAAAGAAGAAAUAUGAGACUCAGUAUCAUCCGGGUACUACUUCCUUUGGAAUGUCAGUAUUUAAUCUGAGCAAUGCUAUUGUGGGUAGUGGCAUCCUUGGUCUUUCUUAUGCCAUGGCUAACACUGGAAUUGCUCUUUUUGUGAUACUCCUGCUGUUUGUCUCAAUAUUUUCUUUGUAUUCAGUGCAUCUGCUUUUGAAGACUGCCAAUGAAGGAGGAUCUUUAUUGUAUGAACAGUUAGGAAUGAAGGCAUUCGGUAUGGCUGGAAAACUUGCUGCGUCUGGAUCAAUUACAAUGCAGAACAUUGGAGCUAUGUCAAGCUACCUCUUCAUAGUGAAAUAUGAGUUACCAUUGGUCAUCAAGACAUUUAUGAACAUCGAAGAGACCACAGGAGAAUGGUAUCUUAACGGCGACUAUUUAGUGCUGCUGGUGUCUGUCAUCCUCAUUCUUCCCCUGUCCUUACUGAAAAAUUUAGGAUAUUUGGGCUAUACCAGUGGCUUUUCCUUACUUUGCAUGGUCUUCUUUCUGAUUGUUGUAAUUUGGAAGAUGUUUCAGAUUCCUUGUCCUAUGGACAGUGACAUCAUGAACGCAACAUUAAUAAAUGUGACACUGGCAUCUUUGGUAAAAGAAAACAUAACAAGUGAUGAUGUGUGCAAGCCAAAAUAUUUCAUCUUCAAUUCACAGACCGUCUAUGCUGUCCCAAUCUUAACAUUUUCUUUUGUCUGCCAUCCUGCAAUUCUUCCUAUCUAUGAAGAACUGAAGAGCCGAAGCCGUAAAAGAAUGAUGAAUGUGUCCUAUGUAUCUUUUUUUGCCAUGUUCCUCAUGUAUUUAUUGGCUGCUCUCUUUGGAUACCUGACAUUUUAUGGAAGGGUCGAACCAGAACUGCUUCAUACCUACUCUGCUUAUCUGGGUGCUGAUGUUCUUCUUCUUAUUGUGCGUCUCGCUGUACUUAUGGCUGUAACCCUUACUGUACCUGUAGUUAUUUUCCCAAUCCGCAGUUCCAUUACCCAGCUGUUGUGGGCAGGGAAGGAGUUUAGAUGGUGGCGUCACUGUUCCAUUACAGUUGCUCUUCUGGCAUUUACCAAUGUGCUUGUUAUCUUUGUCCCUACUAUUCGAGACAUCUUUGGCUUCAUUGGUAAGCAUUUUCACAUCAGUUCAAGUAGUCUUUCAAAUCUCAGAAAAUGCAGUUCUGAUCUGAUUAAAUUAUGUUUACCUGUUUAUGAAUAUUUAUUUCUAUGCUUUUUCAAUACAGGUGCAUCUGCGGCUGCCAUGCUGAUCUUUAUACUUCCUUCUGCCUUCUAUAUCAAAUUAGUCAAGAAGGAGCCAAUGAAGUCAGUGCAAAAGAUUGGGGCUGCGUUCUUCUUUCUAAGCGGUAUACUUGUGAUGACUGGGUGUAUGACGCUGAUUAUUCUGGACUGGACCCAGAAUGUUGCAUCUGAUGGCCAUUAACUGUCCUGGUUUAAUCUCUAAUACUCCACUUCAAAUGCCAGUGUUCACUCAGAUACCUACUGAGAACGAAAAUGAGCUAUUCAGCUUCCUUUAAAAUGCAGAUUCUUUGCUGAUGGUUCUUCUGAUUGUAGAAUACCUGAACUCUGUCUUUAAGAAACUAUUCUGCAUGAUGGAAGUGGAUAUUAACAUCAAACCACCUGAGUGUCUGGCUGAAGGAAGUGACAACUUUAUUCCAUUCCAGAGAAUGGACAGAACUCUCUGUAGACUUUUAUCAAGCCAUGUUUGGCUUUCAUCAUUGUUACUUGGAUAUUUUGUUAUUUUACUUGAAUGUGCCUAAUGGAACCAUUUGGUGUGUGAAAUAACUCUUUAAUUUACAGCAAAGUGUUUAAAUAACCAAUGAGAGAGAGAGAGAGAGAGAGAGAAACACUAUUAUUUUUUGUACCAAAAAUUCUUAUGGACCUCAAAAGCACUAUUUUGACUUUAAGAAACGUUUUUCUAAAAAAGAAUGAAAGAAUAAUGUAGAAGAGCUCAAAAAAAUAUUUAAUCGGUGUCCUAAAUUAAAUCUAGUUUGCCUUUCAGUAGAGGCAUAAUUAGAAGAAAUUUUAUUUUAAAAAAUACUUCUAAUGACCAAAACAGAAAAUGAACCAAUUCAAGUCAAAAUUCUCUAAUUACAAAUGCUUCCCAUGAAAUUCACUUAGUUCAAAGUAGAAUGAAAAUAAUCCUGAAAAUCAGUUGUCAGCUUAUUUAAGUAACUACAGUUACCUUAGUUCCCAAAAAUGGUGUGGAAACCCAAAAUUUCAAGCUUUAAAAAAAAACACACCCUUUAGAACGGGUACGUUUGAGAAAAAUGUAGUUAAUAUAGAAAUCGUAAAGAUGGCGUUGACAUUUCCCUUCUUGAGGUACUCAAUAGUGCAAUUGAGUAAAACAGGGUUUGGGGGUUUUUGCUUUUUGUGUUUUUUCCUGUUGUAGAUAUAAACUGAAUGGCACGGGAGCAUAUGAGGCCAUUAAUAUAAAACUCCCUCCUGGAGUUCUCUUUAUUAAUAAGGUCCAUUGUCAGUUGUAGCAAUGUUUGUUGGGGUUUUUUUUCUGUCCAAUCUAUCUUGAAACAGGCUGUAGGAAAACAAAAAGGUCCUAAUGUAGUUUACUAGUUGUAUAAUAUUCAAAAACUGUACAGUAUUUCUCAAAUUACUCAUCCGUUAUUGGAUUUUGAAUUACUUGACUAUUCUGUUUCUGAGUCAAAUCCACAAAAUAACUGCACCAGUAUUUCAUGCUUGGUACAAACUCUCUUCGCAUACGCAACUGGGAUUCCUCUUCCAAUUUAUACUGUAUAGUAGUAUUAAAGAUAACCUCAUAGGCUGGAUAGUCAUCUCAUACUUGUUUGCUUCAGAAAUAGGUAAGUUUCUUACGAGCCCUAGCUAGCUAGCUAUGAAACAGGUGCUGUAUGGUUGUGAUUAGCUGUUUUGUUUCUAGUGCAUGUUUACUCUUUCAUUCUUAUCCCAGGUUGAAGAGAAAUAACACUUGUAUAACAGCGUACUUGGCUUAUAAGAGGUUCUCAAACACCCCAAUUAUUGGGUACAAAAGCCUAGACAGAGAUUAUUAAUGAAAUAAUCAUGGCAAUGUGGUCAAUUGUCUUCAUCUGACAUGGCGCUUUUAAAAUCUGAUUUACAAAGUUCCGCUCAGGCUUUGUGUCAGAGGGAACAAGUAAGGGCCUGUAAUCCAUUGAUUAAACAGUGCCUGAGACUUUUUUGCUCUUGUAGAAUUAAUCAGGAACAAAUCUAAAGGAUAGUCACUGUUUGGCAGAUAAUGUCAGUCUCUGCCCAGCCAUUUAAAAUCUAUGAAAAAAAUUGCAGGUAUUUUGUAUCAAUACUUCUGCAUGACUGUAAGUACUGGUCACUAAGUCUGUAGUGUAAAACUGUAAUGAGAAGUUAGAUUCCUCUUUUGUUGUUCGUAUUAUUAGUUCGGUGGUACUCAACUGGCAAUUACCGAUCCUGGAGUCAGCACUGACGAACGCUCCUUAGGUACUUCUCUGCCUCAGGUACUGUACAUCCAUGGCUAACUACCCCAUGUUACCUGAUCUCCACAGAAGUGCUGAGCGUGUGCCUCCUCAGUACUUUGGCAGCUUUUCUUCUUCCUCUCAGCAAACGUAGAAAGGUGGAAGAGGAUUAAAAUGUUGUCUGCCUUUGAGCCAUUUGUAGCACAUAAGGGAUGAAGCGCUUCCCUUGCCAGCAUUUAAAAAGAAAGGAAGAAAGUGAGAAAUAGCCUCCUUUCUCUCAGUAACCAUAGUGGAAGGAGGUGUAAAUGAGAAGUGACUACACAGUCCUUCUCAGCAGCCAGAGAGGAGGAAGGUUUUUGUGAUGACACCUCAUAAUGUAUCAUACAUGUCACUUAAUUCUCUGAAUGUAGCAGUUUCAAGAUUUUACAUUAUGUGUUACAUUAUUUGGUGACUGGCUCUCCACCUGCAACAGUUGAGUUCCACUUGGCUGGGUUGAUUUCCAACAUACGAUUUAUUUAAUUAUGGGUUGUUGUUUUUUUUUUUUUAAAAAACCUGUCUGCUUAAAGUUACCCUCAUGACAAACCACCCAAAAGAGCAGCUUCAGUAUUAAACCACUGUUUUGUCACCUCAGUUAGACAUUACUGUCUUCCAUGAUAUUUCAGUCAUAAAUGUAACAUGUUAUUUAUAAAACAUUAAUCCAUUAAAACUAAACCUAUUUUUCAAUAUUUAUGAUAGUCUAUGUACAUAAAUUGUAUGUGUGUAUAUACUGUAAGUAUAAUGUAUAUAAUGUAGGUUUGGAAACCGGGACUUAUGUAUAUAUUCCUCUCAUUACUGAUUGUUACAUCAUUUCAAGGAGUUGUCCAUGUUGUACAUCUGUAUUAACAACUGUCAAAGGAAAGAUUCUUUUACAACAAAAGAUAAUGCUUACAAGAAUGGAAGAAAUGUGUCACACCUAAGAUGUGUAAGAAGACACUAAGAUUGUAUUUAUUACAAAUGUAUAUGUUGCAGUAAACACAGGAGUCACUUGGGUCCAUAAAAAGCAUCGUUCAGGUUCAUGUAUACUUUUCCUCAAAUUUACCAUGGAUGUUACAAUUUCCUGAAUGCAGCAACUUAACAACUUUGACAGUCUAACGUAUUUGUUAGGCCACCAAAUUCAGGCAUCCUACGGUACAUCUGUGUACAUAUGUAAAUAUCCACUGUAUGGUUAGAGGCCAACACUCUAGCUCCAGUUGUUGGCAGGGAGUGCAACACAGUUUCAAUGAAACAUUGUAUGUUUUAACUGAAAUAAAUAAAUAGAUAAUCCUAA
Messenger RNA from Haliaeetus leucocephalus (bald eagle), 5312 nucleotides. It is a transcript of the gene SLC38A2, whose product is annotated as solute carrier family 38, member 2. Gene Ontology annotation, biological process: amino acid transmembrane transport; L-glutamine transport. NCBI's taxonomy places the organism in Eukaryota, Metazoa, Chordata, Aves, Accipitriformes, Accipitridae. The transcript has 15 exons. Gene Ontology annotation, molecular function: L-glutamine transmembrane transporter activity. The record is from RefSeq and is a predicted model, not a curated record. The coding region runs from base 391 to 2013 and encodes 540 amino acids.